ACCCGAUAACCUAUUGGUAACCGGACGAGUCCAAGUUAAAGGAAUCAAGAUAUACAAGAAUAAGAGAAGAUAUUAAGAUAUUCCCAAAUAGAAGAUAGAAUGUAAAAUGUCUUUUCCACGAAAUGACACACAUGGAAUUUUGCGUAAGACAUCUACAACGGAGGCUACUGUUCCCGAGCGUCAUAUGGAUCUUCUAGUGUUUGGAUAUGCUUGCAAAAUAUUUCGUGAUGAUGCGAAGGCCCGAGAGAUAGACCAGGGAAAACAUUUGAUCCCAUGGAUGAACGAGAAUAGUCUGAAAAUUGACAGAUAUGAUGUUCGUGGAGCGUUAUAUGAUUUAACACCGUACGAACCUCCGCCCGGUGGUUAUGAAAAUCGCUUAGAUUACUUGACUGCCGACGAACAAAGGGCUGAGCAGUUGUGCGAAGAGGAGCGUUAUUUGUUUUUGUAUAAAAACGAGGAAGACGUAAUAACGAAACAAGAGGAGGAAUUGAAGCGCCUGAAACAGGAGACAAACGGCGGUGGUUAUAGCCAGGUCGGUUUCUCAUAUGACCAAAGCCAACCGAUCGGGCCAAGUCGUGAGGAAUAUGCAAAUUCUCCAACAUGCGAAGAACCAGAACAGCUUUUCACGUUGCCACACAAUUUCGAGGUUCCGCCGGAAAUGCAUUUGCCUGAAACAAUGAAACAACAUGCCAUUAUUGAAAAGACUGCCAGGUUUAUUGCAUCACAGGGUGCACAAAUGGAAAUUCUCCUUAAGGCCAAGCAAUCCAAUAACGUCCAAUUUGAGUUUUUAUCCCAGAAUUCCGUGCUCAACCCCUACUAUAAGUACGUAAUUAAUGCCAUCAAAAAUGGCAGCUAUCCAGAUAUACCGGAAGUCAGAGAUUCCGGAAAAGAUGAUGAAGAUAUUUCAAAUGACACAACAAAUGAUGCCACAAGCCAGAAGCCUGUGGUUGUAGUGCCCAUGGUCAAGUACAAACCUUCGGCAGAUUGCGCUUACACACAGUUGAUAAGUAAAAUUAAGGGAGUUCCAUUAUCUGAGUUACACGAUGAAUCGUCUCGUCACAGCAACGGCACUCAGCAGCAAGAAAGUGCGGGUGAGUCGCCUUCCAUUACGCCAGUUCUUCUACAAUACAAUGGUGCCACAUUUAUGACAGAACAUGAUGAUAGUUCCGACUCCAACGGCUGCAAAGUGUCUGCCACAAAUACCAACCAAGACAAUCUUAAUGACUCUGGGCCGAAGGUAGAGAUUUUAAAGAAUUCCAGUGCAUUAGCGUUAGCACAGAACUACUCUUCCGAUUCAGAAAGUGAAAAUGGAGAGGACACAGCAGCUAGAUUUGAGAAGGAAAAAACACCGCCCAAUCUGGAGUUCCCCGUACCAACGGAAAAUCUCAAAAAUAUUAUCGAUAAAACUGCUGUGUAUGUUAUUAAAAAUGGCAGACAAUUUGAAGAGACGCUCCGAAGUAAAUCCGCUGAACGUUUCACAUUCCUCUUGCCCGAUAAUGAGUUCUAUCCCUACUAUAUGUACAAAAUAACUGGAGAUCAUAAUGCCGCUUCCAAAGAACGCAAGCAGCGCAAGGCUAAAGAAGUCGCAGAAGCUCUAUUGAGCAAAAAAGGUUUAACCAGAGACAAAGCGGCCACCAACACCGUCUCCUUUUCCAUCAAAAAUAAGGAUGAAUGCGCAACAACUGCAUUACAGAAUACCGUUUUACCUCAAGACCCAAGUGAUGACGAAGAUAAGGUGGCAACAUCUUCAGUUGCUACCCCUAGUAUCAGUGCAAGCACCAGCACCAGCACCAGCACCAGCACCAGCAUCAGCACCAACACCAACGCUAGCAAUCAACAAGCAAGGCAUGUUCCAAUUCAUGUACAAAAGGCUAUUGAAUUGGUCGAGUCCCAGUUAAUGGCCAGAAAUGCACAAAUAGCUGCUGCCGCAGCCUUGGCUUUAAGACAGACUAACGUAAUACCUGUCAAAAAUGUACUUCCAACCAUUACGCCAACUCAUGCCAGUAAAUCUUCUGGAGUUUCUGGGGCCUCCGCUGCGACCGGAAAGGAGGCAGAACGAAACGCAAUCUUCGAACAGCAACAACAACAACGGCACAAAGAAUUAAAGAAGGCUGAAGAAAAGGUCAAGGAUAAAUUGGCACAAAUUGCUAGGGAAAAACUGGGUGGACUUGUAUCCAAGGAAAAACAACUUCAGUUGGAACGCAAGCGAAAAGCAAUGGCAUUUCUCAAUCAAAUAAAAGCUGUAACCUCAGGAGAAAAUUACAAUCCCGUCAACGACGAACAAGCAAGCGAGAAAAUGAGUGACAGCAAAGACAUCUUGGUCAGCGAAGAGUCGGAUGAUUCUGUGCGUUCUAUCCCAAUUACAUCCUAUGGCCCUGAAGAAAAUAGCGAAGAAGAAAACACAGAGAGCCUUAGGCCCCACAAAAUUCCAACGCACAUUGAACAGUCCAAAGUUACGAGAACAAAAUUAACUAAAACUGUUGAGCCAGAUCAUGUGUCAUUGAUACCCGAUCUAAAUUCCAUCAGAAAGAGAAAAUCUCGAUCUAGAAGCAGGGACCAUGGGGAAAGCUUAAUAGUAUCUGCAGCGAAUAAACGUCAAUAUAGAAAACAAGAGUCGCACUCGUCGUCCUGCUUGUCGGACAACAACGAGGAGGAACCCGAAAAAUUGGAAAAAUUUCGAUCAAAAUCGCGCUCAAAAUCCAAAUCCCACAAAUCAAAGAAGUCAAAAUCGAAAAAAUCUAAAUCCAAAAGGAAAUCAAAGAAGAGAACAAAAUCCAAAUCUAGGACUAGAUCUCGUUCCCGUUCGCACAGUAAUUACCGAUCAACGACGAGUGGGCGGGGCCGUUCCGUUUCGUCCGAUAGCAGCACUACCGAUAGUCAACAUCACCACCAUUACAAAGAAAAACGGCGCCGAUACGAAUGCAGUUAAAUCAUCUCGCAGCCCUAUACCUUCCUCAAAAUGUAAAAUAAAUUUAUACUAUACACGUAUCUGUAAGAACCGAUUUACGGCACGUUGUUCAAAUUGUUUUAGGCAAUUCAUACAAUAAGCAAAGGCAAUAAAGAUAGGCGUUUUGA
Messenger RNA from Stomoxys calcitrans (stable fly), 3075 nucleotides. RefSeq names its product protein suppressor of white apricot (gene su(w[a])). The coding region runs from base 107 to 2929 and encodes 940 amino acids. The record is from RefSeq and is a predicted model, not a curated record. Lineage: Eukaryota; Metazoa; Arthropoda; Insecta; Diptera; Muscidae. The transcript is spliced from 7 exons. Gene Ontology annotation, biological process: RNA processing; mRNA 5'-splice site recognition. Gene Ontology annotation, molecular function: RNA binding.